This is a messenger RNA of Culex quinquefasciatus (southern house mosquito), 947 nucleotides long. RefSeq lists its product as uncharacterized. NCBI's taxonomy places the organism in Eukaryota, Metazoa, Arthropoda, Insecta, Diptera, Culicidae. Bases 138 to 947 code for a protein of 269 amino acids. The transcript is spliced from 3 exons. The record is from RefSeq and is a predicted model, not a curated record.
GGCACGGUUCCUCGAAAAAUAAUUUGCCAAAGGCUGUUGUUUUGAGCGAGGAUGCCACCAAAAUAAACGGACAAAUUGAGUAUGACCAUGCAAAAGCGCGAAUAUGUGGCCUCGUAGCUCCGUUCAAUGCUAACGGAAUGCCAGAGAGCAAUAUUUUCAGAACAACCAACCCAGUACAAGUCCUAAACAAUAUAAACAACUAUCCGGUGGGCCGUAACGUCUACGUUUGCAUGGCGCAGCCAUUGGAAGCAGGGUCACCGUCGUUCUGUUUGCAGUAUUUUUGCAGCGAUAACAAAUUUACUGCAAAGCAAGUAACCACAAGAUGGAAGCAUUACAGAGAGGUUAUGGACAAAGAAGGAAUUAUAAUUGUCGGACAUGCCAGUGACGGAGAUCCUCGACCAAUCGGAUCCAUGCUUGAUGGUAUGGAGAUGCCGAGCAGUUCUAAUUCAACAUAUGGAGAUGACUAUUGCGCAACGGCGCUCCCCGAACGCGUUUACAUGCAGGAUUACACCCACGGCGUAAAUAAGCUGAAAGUGAAAAUCUUAAAGAAAGAUGUUGAGUUGCUUUUAGGAAAAUUUAAAAUAUCACGACUCCAUCUUGAGACACUCCUUGCAAAUGUUCAUAAGAGUGUGCACGGACUUUCUCCAGCGGACCUGAAUGACGGGGACAAGAUGAAGUUCCAGCCUGCUCUGCGUAUGUCGAAACAAUGCGUUAUCGAUGCGCUGAGAGCACACGUCCCCGAAAGCAACGCAACAGCCUUGUAUCUCACUAUGAUGAAGGAUAUUGUGGACACAUUUAUUACCAGAACAGAACUCUGUCCAGUCCAAAACGUGUUCAAAAUUUGGCACGUACUAUUCAUCUUGCGGGCUUGGCGGAACAUGUGCAUGAGAAAAUACAACGGUAUAAAAAUACCAUCACGACAAAUACAUACUGGAGCGUUGAGCUGA